Messenger RNA from Cladophialophora psammophila CBS 110553, 1650 nucleotides. RefSeq lists its product as uncharacterized. The coding region runs from base 1 to 1650 and encodes 549 amino acids. The transcript has 9 exons. The record is from RefSeq and is a predicted model, not a curated record. Lineage: Eukaryota; Fungi; Ascomycota; Eurotiomycetes; Chaetothyriales; Herpotrichiellaceae.
AUGAUCAAGGAGCAGUGGCAUUCGCAGCUUCGUCACCUUCGCGUAAUCCAUGUCGGGGCAGGAGCUGCGGGAUUGUUGAUGGCAUACAAAAUGAAAAAGGAUUUUGAAAACUACAGCCUCGUCUGCUACGAAAAGAACCCGGCAGUUGGCGGCACGUGGUUUGAAAAUCGCUACCCAGGCUGUGCUUGCGACGUACCAGCACAUGCAUAUACGUACUCAUUCGAGCCAAAUCCGAAUUGGUCAAGUUUCUAUGCCUAUGCACCGGAAAUACGGCAAUAUUUCCAGGAAUUUGCCAGCAAAUACGAUCUGAUGCCCUUUGUCAAAUUGAAUUCCAGAGUUUUGAACGCGGUCUGGCAGGAAGACAGGGGCAUUUACGAGGUCAAGAUCGAUGUUGAAGGCCAAAUUGUGCGAGACUGGUGUCACGUCUUCGUCAACGGGACCGGGUUUCUCAAUAGUUGGAAAUGGCCGAAAAUACCAGGUCUGCACGACUUUGGGGGCAAGCUAAUGCACAGCGCCUCUUGGGACUCAUCAUACGACUGGACUGGAAAAAGAGUCGCAGUCAUUGGCACUGGCUCUAGUGCAAUCCAAAUCGUCCCUCGGAUUCAGAAAAGCGAGCCUUUCCUUCCUUUUCGCUAUUACGUGCUGACCCUUAGUAGCUGCCAAACACCUGAGCUGGGGAAGGGUAACGUGCCACCUAACGCGCAGUACUUCUUCUCGGAGGACGAGAAGGAAAGGUUCCGUGACGAUCCCGAAUUCCACCUUGCCUAUCGCAAGAAGCUGGAGGCGGCGGUGAAUAAUCUAUUUGAGAUGUUCUUGAAAGAUACCGAAACCAAUCGCGAGGCGGAAAGAAUGAUGAGAGCUGAAAUGCACCGACGAAUUGGUUCUGGCCAUGAAGAGCUGAAGGAGAAGCUGAUUCCGAGUUGGCCUCCGGGAUGUCGUCGCAUCACGCCCGGAGAUGGAUACUUGGAGGCAUUAGUGCAAUCCAACGUCACGACUGUGCACAAAGAAAUUGCAAAAGUGGUUCCCGAGGGCAUCGUGGACGAGUCGGGCCAUCUCCACGAAGUCGAUCUUCUUGUGUGUGCCACCGGAUUUAACUUGGCAUUUGUCCCACCCUUCGAGAUCAAAGGCGUCAAGGGUGUGAGCAUGGCCGACGACUUUAACCCUGAACCGCAAGUGUAUCUCGCUACCAGCGUGCCCAAGUUCCCCAAUUACUUCGUCAUCAACGGUGUGCGCGGCAAUUGGGCGGCUGGAACGGCGCUUCCCUCCCACGAGGUCUGCGUCGAGUAUGUCCUCCAGUGUGCGAAGCGGAUCCAGGCCGAGAACAUCAAAGCUAUGGAAGUCCGCCAGGAGCCGAUUGAUCAGCUGUACCAGCACAUUGACCUCUGGCACGCACGGUCCGUUUGGGGCGCGGACUGCAAGAGCUGGUAUAAGAACAACAUCGUCGGGGGAAAGCUAUGGAUUUGGGGUGGUUCAGCACUACAUUUUAUGAAAACCAUAAAAGAGGUCAAGUACGAGCAUUAUGAGUUUCGCUAUUUCACCAACAUGUGGGAGUAUUUGGGCAAUGGACAGGUCGAGGCAGAGAUCAAGCAUGACUUGCCAAACUUGACGCCAUACAUGAGGAACAGUGAUGUCGCCUGGACCAUCAAAUAG